AUGCCCCUUGUCCAGCGCAGCAUCGAGCCCAGGCACCUGUGCCGCGGCGCCCUGCCCGAUGGCGUCACCAGUGAACUGGAGUGUGUGACCAAUAGCACGCUGGCAGCCAUCAUCAAACAGCUGGGCGGGCUCAGCAGGCAUGCGGAGGACAUCUUUGGAGAGCUGUUCACAGAGGCUAAUAGCUUCUACCUCAGGAUGAGCGGCCUGCAGGAGAGAGUGGACCUGCUGGCUGUGAAGGUCACCCAGCUGGACUCCACCGUGGAGGAGGUGUCUCUCCAGGACAUCAACAUGAGGAAGGCGUUUAGGAGCAGUACCAUCCAAGACCAGCAGGUGGUGUCACGCUCCUCCAUCCUCAACCCCGUCAUGGACAUGUACCAACGCUGUGACAAGCCCCCACCCCUCAACAUCCUCAGUCCCUAUAGGGAUGAUAAGAAGGAUGGUCUGAAGUUCUACACAGACCCGUCCUACUUCUUCAACCUGUGGAAGGAGAAGAUGCUGCAGGCCACCGAGAACAAGAGGAAGGAGAAGAGGAGGCAGAAGGAGCAAAAGCAGGUGGAGGACCCCAGCAGGGAGGUGAAGAAAGUCCGUAAGGCUCGUAACCGCCGACAAGAGUGGAACAUGAUGGCGUACGACAAGGAGUUCCGCCCGGACACACGCCUCACACCCUCACCCUACCACGGCAUGUCCUCAGAAGGAUCACUGUCCCCAGACAGGUCGGGGCUUUCAGACGAGAUGUCCUACCCCACUUCCCCCAGCCUCCCCAACCAGGAAGCAGCUGCCCCUGAUGGGAUGGAUCAUCUGACCAAUGCCAACCAGACCCAAUCUCUGGACCGCGCCUACCGCCCCCCUGCCUCUGCCGUCGCCGCGGCCACCGCUCGUCAGCACUCCCUGGGGCGCACCCAGCCGCACCCGCAUCACGGAGCCCCGCCCGCCGACUCCGCCCUGAACGGACCACGCCCUUCAACAACUAAGGACGCCAGCGGCCACCAGACUGAGCACUUCAUCCCACCCGCCCCCCCUCCGCCCCCCCCUCUCAUCCCCUCCGCCCAGACAGCCUUCGACAGCACCUCCGCCCCCUCCUCCUUGCCCCCCUCCCUUGCUCCCUCCCUCGCUGCCCUCUCCCGCCCCUACAGCCCCUCCCCACCUCCCCCCCUGCCAGCCAACUACGUCCCCUCCCCGUCCCACCCGGCCGGCGGCCCCCCUGCCGCCCCACCCCCGCCUCCCCCGGGGCCCCCCAGCCACGUCCUGUCCCCUGCACGGGGCCUACACCUCCCGUCUGGGGAGCCCAGGAAGGGGGCGGUGCCCGCCACGCCCAUGACGGAUGCACGCAGCGACCUGCUGUCUGCCAUACGGAGAGGCAUCCAGCUGAGGAAGGUGCAGGAGCAGAGGGAGCAGGAGGCUAAGAAGGAGCCAGUAGGAAACGACGUGGCCACCAUCCUAUCACGUCGCAUCGCUGUGGAGUACAGCGAAUCGGACGAGGACUCGGAGCCUGAGGAGAACGAGUGGUCCGACUGAGGAAUUUAGGGUGGGGGAGCCGGGGGAGCAGGGGUGGGUGCUGCUAUUCCAAUACCUGGACACACACACACACAUUAACACACAC
Hypomesus transpacificus is the source of this 1600-nucleotide messenger RNA. Its product is annotated as wiskott-Aldrich syndrome protein family member 3. NCBI's taxonomy places the organism in Eukaryota, Metazoa, Chordata, Actinopteri, Osmeriformes, Osmeridae. The record is from RefSeq and is a predicted model, not a curated record. Gene Ontology annotation, biological process: actin cytoskeleton organization; positive regulation of Arp2/3 complex-mediated actin nucleation. Gene Ontology annotation, molecular function: protein kinase A regulatory subunit binding; Arp2/3 complex binding; actin binding. Gene Ontology annotation, cellular component: SCAR complex; cytoskeleton. The transcript is spliced from 8 exons. Bases 1 to 1515 code for a protein of 504 amino acids.